AGUCCCGCAGUAGAAUUUCUGCUCCGAAAAGUGCCACUUCCGGCCGAUUCCACGAUCCUUUUCCGUUUUGCCUCGCGUCCGUCAGUCGAUCUUAGACAUCAAUCAUGGGGAAGGGAAAUAAUAUGAUUCCAAAUGGCCAUUUCCAUAAGGAUUGGCAGCGAUAUGUGAAGACCUGGUUUAACCAACCGGCGAGGAAGAUCCGUCGCAAGCAAAAACGUGUCAAGAAGGCACGAGCUCUUGCCCCUAGGCCUGUAAAACUUCUAAGACCUAUUGUUCAUUGCCCAACAUCUCGCUAUCAUAUGAAGGUACGUGCUGGCAAAGGUUUUACACUUUCCGAACUGAAGGCUAGUGGUCUGAACAGGAGAUUUGCUAGGACAAUCGGAAUUGCAGUCGAUCCUCGUCGUCGUACCAAGUCGAUUGAGUCUCUGCAAGCAAAUGCUCAGCGUUUGAAGGAAUACAAGGCUAAGUUGAUCCUCUUCCCUACAAAUGAGCAAAAGCCCAAGAAGGGUGAUGCAACUGAAGAAGAAAGGAAACUCGCAGUUCAGAUCAAGGGAGAACCUAUGCCUAUCCGACAUCAAGCACCCGCCAAGGCAAAGGCUCGUCCUAUUACCGAAGAAGAAGUUAAAUUCUCUGCAUAUGUAACCCUUCGUAAAGCACGAGCUGACAAGCGAUUAGCCGGUAUUCGUGCAAAACGCAUUAAGGACGCGUCAGAGAAUCCUGAUGAGGUGACUAAAGUCGCGAAAGAUAAAAAGGUUAAGAAGUAAUUUGUUAUAACAUCUUUUUUCCUUAUGUAUAUAUAAAAAUAAAAAUUUCCUCUGAUGGAAAA
Molecule: messenger RNA, 826 nt
Organism: Pogonomyrmex barbatus (red harvester ant)
Lineage: Eukaryota; Metazoa; Arthropoda; Insecta; Hymenoptera; Formicidae
Gene: RpL13
Product: ribosomal protein L13
Biological process (GO): translation
Cellular component (GO): cytosolic large ribosomal subunit; ribosome
Molecular function (GO): RNA binding; structural constituent of ribosome
Source: RefSeq, a predicted model, not a curated record